This is a messenger RNA of Prosopis cineraria, 996 nucleotides long. Its product is annotated as F-box protein At2g26850-like. The record is from RefSeq and is a predicted model, not a curated record. The transcript is spliced from 5 exons. Lineage: Eukaryota; Viridiplantae; Streptophyta; Magnoliopsida; Fabales; Fabaceae. The coding region runs from base 1 to 933 and encodes 310 amino acids. Gene Ontology annotation, molecular function: protein binding.
AUGAAGAAAGAGGCUUCUCUGUUGGAGUUACCAGAACCCAUCUUGGAUAACAUUCUUGAGAGACUUUCACCAAGUGAACUAUGUAGCAUGUCCGAGGUGUGCACUUGUUUGAUGCGCAGAUGCAGGAGUAAUGAAAUGUGGGAGAAACACGUACAACGUAGGUGGGGAAGACUACUUGGUGAUGUGGCUUACAGAGAGUGGCAAUUUCAUACGAUGAGGAUAAUGAAUAAAGAAAGCCCCUCGCUACAAACUAAUCCAAAUGGAUUAUUAGGAUCAUUUACUGGUGCUUGGCCUUCUUUAUGCCUUUGUUCGUAUUUGGAAAAUCCUGGAAACUUGACUAGUUUAUUACUAUCGACUUAUUCCAACAUGGCUCUGUAUAUUUCUCUUCAGAGUGGUCGAUUUUGGUUCCCUGCUCAAGUGUACAGGAUGACACCGCUUCCAAGGCGAUAUAAUGCACUGCUCAGCUAUGAUCAUAUUUCAAACACCUUUCAAGCAAGGUGUCCAACAGACGAGUGGCGACUGAUUGAGAAAAAUAUAACAUGGGAUCUGCUGAGAUUAUUGCCCCCAAUUGACGCUUCUCCAUAUACUCUUUACAUGUCCAAUAAUAAUGAUCUGAAACCCGGUGAUCAUGUUGAGGUCCAGAUGAGAAAAGGCAGCCGAAUUUAUGAUUGGUACUAUGGUGUUAUUGGUCACUUGGAAUCAUGUGAUGAAGAUAGGAAUGAUCAUUGCAGUUGCCAACAUAGCGAAACUUUGGUGGUGGUGUUCAAACUACAACUUGGAGAUCACUCACGAUCGAAAUCAAUAUUAAUGAACAGACAGAUGAAUGGGGAACAAAAAGCUAGACUGUGGAGAUAUGGAGGAAUUAGAAAACUGGAAAGCUUGGAGGAUAUUCGAAGCUGGAAUACCGAAUAUCCUAUGCAGUUCAAAUCUUAGGCUUGCCCUUUUAUUUAAUUUAUAGUAUCGUUGAGAAUAUAGUUUAAAGCUUAACCGUUUUAU